Messenger RNA from Meloidogyne enterolobii, 739 nucleotides. Lineage: Eukaryota; Metazoa; Nematoda; Chromadorea; Rhabditida; Meloidogynidae. The record is from the annotation of a GenBank genome assembly.
AUGGCAACGGAAAUAAUAAAUAGCUAUAAGAAAGAUAAUAAGCUCAAAAACUUGAUUCUUGUCGAAUCUGCAAUUCAACAUGAAUAUGAACGCAAUGAAGAUGGACGAGGAUAUCUACUAAACUUUAUGAAAACUAAUAAACUUGAACAACUCAAAGCUUUUCCUGAUUCAAUAUUGGCUUAUAACAAUUUCCUUUCUGUGGUUACAUAUAUUUAUUUUAAUAAACUGGGAGUUGAAGAAAUGAAUAAAUUGUUAGCUUCUCCAAAGGAAGAACAGGAGGAGGAAGUUAAGCAAGAAAAGGAAGAAAAGGUUAAAGAUGAGAUGAAGAAAGGAAAAAAGGAAGAUGUUAAGGAGAAAGGAAAAGAAAAGGUUGAAGAUGAAAAGAAAGGAAUGGAUAAUAAUGAGGAAAACAAGGAAGGAGUGAAGGAUGUUAAGAAGGAAGAUGUUAAGUUGAAAGGGAAAGAAGAGGCUAAGGAAGAGAUGGGAAUGGAUGUAAAGAAGGAUGAUAAAGAGAAAACGAAGAAGGAAGAUGUUAAGAAGGAAGAUGUUAAGAAAGAUGAUGUUAAGGUAGACGAUAAAGAGGAGGUUAAAGAAGAGGUUAAAGAUGAGACAGAGGAAGAAAAGAAAGAUGUAGGUAAAGAUGAGGAGAAGAAGGAGGGUAAUGAAUAGAAUAGUAAUGAAGUUAAAAAAGAAAAGGAUUAAGAUGGGUAAACUUUGAUAAAUUAUUUUAAUUUUGUGA